AUGCUCGAGAGCGCCCACAGAAGAAUUCAGGGCCUCUUGGAAAUGGAGGAGAAAGAGGAGGAGGCGAUUGCGAUUUCCAACAGAUUGAUCGAGAUGUAUGGGCGAUUUGGGACCGCCAGGAGCGCGCGGCGAGUAUUUGAUGGAUUGGCCGGGAAGAACUGCUCGUCCUGGAAGCUGAUGCUUUCGGCCUACUCGCGCAACGGAGAUUUGAACCAAGCCAGGCAAAUCUUUGACGCGAUGCCGGAGCACAGUAUUAUGUCCUGGAACACAAUCCUUGCCGCGUAUGCAGAUAAUGGCUUUCUCGAUCGAGCGCAAGAGAUAUUUACCUCCAUGAAGCAGCGAAACGCUGUCUCGUGGAACACAAUGUUCUUUGCAAAUGCCAGAAAUGGUCACCUUGAUAAAUCAAAGCGAAUCUUCUUAGCGAUGCCACAACACAGCGUGGUAUCUUGCACGGCAAUGCUAUCGGCAUUAGCACAAGCCAGUAAAGUUGAAGACGCUGAAAUUUUGUUUGAAAAGAUGCCCGAAAGGAACCUCGUUACGUGGAAUGCCAUGCUUUCAGCAUAUGCCCAAUCUUGUCAUUUUGAUAAAGUAGUGUCAUUCUUUGUAGAGAUGCCCCUUUUAAAUCUCAUUUCUUGGAAUACAUAUCUCUUUGGACACAUACAAGCUGGUAACCUUGAAAAUGUAAAAUCCAUUCUGGACAAGAUACCCGAAAAGGAUGUAAUCUCUGAAACCACACUACUCACAGCAUAUGCCCAAUCUGGGCAUAUAGAGUACGCGAAAGAAAUAUUCUCGGGCAUGGAGCACAGGAAUCUCGUCACCUGGAACGCAAUGCUCACGGCAUACACCGUGGCUGGCAAGCUUGAAGAAGCAAAAAGAGUUUUCGAUGGGCUGCCAGAGACAAACAUUGUGACAUGGAACGCGAUGCUUUUCGCGUAUGCCCGGCUUAGGCAUAUCGAGGAGGCCGAGAGGCUCUUCGAGAGUAUGCCGGCCAUAGAUCCCUUCUCGAUCACCACCAUCCUGGGUGUUCUUGGCGGCCGGAUCGAUGGCCUCCGCCACUCAAGGGCGCUGUUCGAUCGAUUGCCACAGCACAGCCUCGUGUGCUGCAACGCGAUGCUCGCGAUUUACUCGCAGCAUGGGAAGAUCCAAGAGGCGGAGCGUCUCUUCUUCGAUGAGAUGCGCGAGCGGGACAUCGUCUCUUGUGGAUCGAUGCUGGCGCUCUACUCAAACUCCCAGGAUCGCGGAAGAGCUACCAAUCUCCGCGCGGCCAAGGCAAUCUACGAUCGAAUGCCGCGGCACAAUCUCGUCACGGCCACUGCGAUGAUCGAUGGUUAUGCGGCGACCGGCGAUCUGGAGUCGGCAUUGUGGCUGCUUGAUUCCAUCCCGGCCAAGGAUCUGGUGCUGCUUACCGCGGUGCUAUCCGCGUGUGCCAAGAUGGGCCUUGUGGAGGAGGCCCGGAAGAUCUUUCACCAAGCCAUGCCCGAGCACGACAUGGCUUCCUGGAACACAUUUGUGUCAAUGCUCUCGCAAAGCGGCAGGAUCUACGAGGCAAAGGCGAUGUUUGACGAAUUCCCGGAGAGGAAUCGCGUGUGCUGGACCGCGAUCGCAGCAGCGUAUGCCCAGAACGGGCAUUUGGAUCAAGCAAAGACGAUCUUCGAUAGAAUGCCCGAUAGAAAUCUUGUGGCGUGGAGCUCGCUUCUUGCUGGAUUUACCGAUGGGUCGCGACUGGGAGAAGUGAUGACUCUCUUCGAUGCGAUGAAGCUGCUGGACGAGAUCGGUGAGACCAUCUUCGUGCUGGUUUUGAGCGCUCUGAGCCAGGCCGGGAAACUGGAGGCUGGGAGAUCGUGUUUCUUGUCCAUGAUCGGGGAUUUUGGAGUGGAGCCGUGCAAGCAGCACUACUCUUGUCUGGUAGAUCUUCUUUGCAGGGCCGGUCACCUCCGCAACGCUCGCGAACUUAUUUGCAGCAUGCCAUUUGUUCCUGAUUUUCUCGAGUGGACAACGCUGUUUGGAGCUCGUCGGAAUCAUGAUGAUGUGAGGGCCAGCAACAAGGAGCAGCCGGGAAAGGAUUUUGGAUUGAAUCCCAGAGCUUUGAGUUUGCUUGUACACUUGUAA
Messenger RNA from Selaginella moellendorffii, 2109 nucleotides. RefSeq names its product pentatricopeptide repeat-containing protein At4g02750-like. Gene Ontology annotation, molecular function: protein binding. Lineage: Eukaryota; Viridiplantae; Streptophyta; Lycopodiopsida; Selaginellales; Selaginellaceae. The record is from RefSeq and is a predicted model, not a curated record. The transcript has a single exon. Bases 1 to 2109 code for a protein of 702 amino acids.